Molecule: messenger RNA, 795 nt
Organism: Sphaerodactylus townsendi
Lineage: Eukaryota; Metazoa; Chordata; Lepidosauria; Squamata; Sphaerodactylidae
Product: mid1-interacting protein 1-B-like
Exons: 2
Coding region: 49-423 (124 amino acids)
Biological process (GO): regulation of lipid biosynthetic process
Cellular component (GO): cytosol
Source: RefSeq, a predicted model, not a curated record
CUGCGAGCCAGCAAGCUUCAAAUCCUGAAAAGGCCUCUCCUUAAAGCUAUGGAAGAAUACUUCUCGGCUGUGAGCAAGAUGGAGCAGACAGUGAUGUUCCCCAGCCUCCUCCGAGGGAUUUCCUUGGAUAAGCUGGACGACCCCACCGAGGCCGAUUCCGGCAGUAAAGACCUAUAUGAAUAUUUCAUGCAGCUGAAAUCCAUCAAGGGGAUGGUAGAAGGUGGUUUGGCGCCUCUCGAGGGGAGGGACCCUAGCAUUGCGGUCCGGCUGAGGGAACAGGAAGACCGAGAGAAAGCCGACCUGGAGGGGUUCUUCUAUUAUCACGUCUCCAACUUGUACCGCAUCCUCAACCAGCUGACCAGGAGAGCCGACGCCGUGACCACAAAGUACAACGAAAUAAUGUGCCAGAUUAACCGGAACUGAAGUAUGCUCAGCUGGUGAGAUGAAUGCUGUGAGGAAUCAGGGUCAGUUAAAUCUUUCCCAUCUGGAGGCCGAGGGGAACCAACUUCCGGUACGCACUAAACCCAACCCUCCGGAGGACUGCCGACCUGCCUGUUUUCAAUAGCAAGAAGUCUUGACUUUUGCGACCACGGAUCAAGAUUACAAAGGGGAAAAAAAUACUGUGAUAUUUUAAGUGUAAUUUAUUAUUUAUGUCUCUUGUCUGAAACGGUCUGCAUUUGCUUUGCCAAUGGCAUUGCAGACAUUGUCUAAUGUUUGCAAAACAUUGUUUUUAUUGUAUUUAAUUUUAUUUUGAGUACGGGGCUGUCUGUCAAUAAAAUGUCACGAGCAAACGUA